UUCCGAAACGAAAUCGAGUAAUCAUAAACGAAAAAAUUGACGAUGCCGUCAAAAUAAGUCCGUGUUCAAGAUAAAAAUCGAAAUUCAGGAAAAUAUUUUCCACAAUUUUCAAAAAGAAUUGUUCACAUGUUGAAAAUAGUGAAAUAUUAAUUGGAAAUUUGCCCGAAAUCAAUAAGACAAGAGUAAAAGUAAAGUAAGCCAUUGUGCAUAAUUUACGUGACAGAACCAAGCAACGAAAAGAUAAAAAGCAGUGAAAGAUAAACGUAAAAAGAAACGAAUGCAGAAAUACAUAUAUAACUGCUAAUUAAAUAGUAAAUUAUUCAACAGUGUGUGACAAGAGAAAACCUUAGGAUUAACGGUAUAACAGUAAAAUAAAAUAAUAACAAAUACCUCUUAUGACUGGGGCUCACCCACAAUAGCUGCAACAACUGCAAAGCUGGAAUUACUUUCUUGUACUUUGGUCGCGCUUGUAAGCAUCCUGCUAAGGGCGAAAUACCUGACCGACCUUCAUUGAGUCGACGACGGCAACUUACGUUUGUUGAGAAAUCGUUUCGCAUUCCAAACUGAAUAAGGUCAUCCUUCAAACUAAAUUUCUAUAAAAUCCAAACUCAUUAACGGAUAAGCCAAGUUUUUCAUAUCGAUUUAAUGCAUCAGCGCGCAUUAAAUUUAUUUCAAGAGAAACUGAGCGAGAUAACAUCAAUAACAACAACACCAAAACUAAAGUGAAGUAAUUAUAGAGAUUCAUAGUAUUGAUGACGGCCUAGUAACACCGCAUACGGACGCGUAUCCCCGCAGAUCCACAAACACCUUUCGCACAGCAAAUCACCGCAACAUUGAAGUGUUGGUGAAGGGAAGAAAGGAACUCUUGAACACGACGAGCAAAUUGUAUUGUAAGUCUGCGCGCCUAAAUGUAUGCAAACAGAAUAUAACAAAUAGUCUAGAGUCACACGCACACACAGAAACGCUCAUAAAUGUGAUAAUUAAUAUUGUUGGUGGUGGUGAUGGUGCUUUCGUACGUGUUAGUGCAUUUUAACUGAAAACAAAGCGAGAAAGAACGAAAGAAAGAAAGAAAGAAAAAACGAGAGUCCCCAAUUAGCCAUUUAGAGCCUAUUGCUGUUCACUUUCGGAUCGAGCGCGCACGCAAGCUCACCACACAAUGGGUGCCAAUGUAUCGCAGCUGGAGCGCGAGAUCGGCUCGGACUUGUUUCCACCCAACGAACAUUACUUUGGUUUGGUCAACUUCGGCAACACCUGCUACAGCAACUCUGUGCUGCAGGCGCUCUACUUUUGCAAACCCUUCCGAGAAAAAGUGCUCGAAUACAAGGCGAAGAACAAGCGACCGAAAGAGACGUUGCUCUCUUGUCUGGCCGACCUAUUCUACAAUAUCGCCACGCAAAAGAAAAAGGUCGGUUCGAUUGCGCCAAAGAAGUUCAUUGCACGUUUGCGCAAGGAGAAAGAAGAAUUUGACAAUUAUAUGCAACAGGAUGCGCAUGAGUUCCUCAAUUUCCUCAUCAACCAUAUCAAUGAGAUCAUUUUGGCCGAACGACAUGCCACCAAGAAUGGCAACAAUAUAAAUGGUGGCAGCGCCGGCGGCGUUGGUGGCACCUCCACUGCCAGCAAAUCCUCUUCGUCCACUAGCACAUCGACAACUGCCUCGAAUUCAACGUCCAAUGGCACUUGCACCAAUUCGUCGGGUUCGCUGAAUGGUGUGGGCGUCGGCAUUGGGAUCAGCGACAAUGCUUCGACACCGACCCAAACGAAUGCCGCCAACACCGAACCCACUUGGGUGCAUGAAAUCUUUCAGGGUAUAUUGACGUCCGAGACGCGUUGCCUGAAUUGCGAGACGGUCAGUAGCAAGGAUGAGAAUUUCUUUGAUCUACAAGUCGAUGUCGACCAGAACACCUCCAUAACGCAUUGCUUGCGUUGCUUCAGCAACACCGAGACCCUUUGUUCCGACAACAAAUUCAAAUGCGACAACUGUUGCAGCUAUCAGGAGGCGCAGAAACGUAUGCGUGUCAAGAAGCUGCCAAUGAUAUUGGCGCUGCAUCUGAAACGUUUCAAGUAUAUGGAACAAUUCAAUCGGCACAUCAAAGUGUCGCACCGCGUCGUAUUCCCGCUCGAGUUGCGACUAUUCAACACCUCCGACGAUGCCGUCAAUCCUGAUCGGCUGUACGAUCUAAUGGCCGUGGUAAUACACUGUGGAUCGGGACCGAAUCGCGGGCACUAUAUUAGCAUUGUUAAGAGCCAUGGACUUUGGCUGUUGUUCGACGACGAUAUGGUGGACAAAAUUGAAGCAUCAACCAUUGAGGACUUCUACGGGCUAACAUCGGAUAUACAAAAGUCUUCAGAGACGGGUUACAUAUUGUUCUACCAGUCACGAGACUGCGCGUCCUCAUAGAGCGCGACUAGGAAUAAGAAGAGGUUAAGAAGAAGAAGAACAUUUAAUGAAUUUGUUGAUUAAAAAAAAAAUAUUGUUUGUUGUCAAAAAUUUUCCGUAGAGGAAAGAUGGUUUAGCGAAAGGAAGAACCAGUUAGUAAAAGAAAGUACGAACAAGUUAGUAAAGGAAAUUUCUGCAGACUAUGCUAAUAUCCUUACUUUUAAUUACAAAAUUAGUAGAUUCAGAAAAUUUGUUGAAAUUAGGUUAUUUUGUAGCAUACUUUUAGGAGGUGGAUGUUAUGCGUAUUCAAAUAAAAAGUUUACAGUUACAAUCUGACUUUUUUGGUUUAUCAGCAAACCGCAUUGUGGAAUUUCGGCAAAACAACUUAAGCCGACUUAACACUUUUUAGCUGUCAAGCUGUCAAGAAAAUUUGUUGAAAUCAGGCUAGUUUGUGGCAUACUUUUAGGAGGUGAAUGUUAAGGAUAUUCAAAUAAAAAGUUUACAGUUACAAUCUGACUUUGUUGGCUUAUCAGCAAACUGCAUUUAUGGAAUUUCAGCAAAACAACUUAAGUCGACUUAGCACUUUUAACUGUGAAGCCUCAAAUUUCAGCACUUUAAAGUAAUAUUUGGUCUAUUAAUUAAACAUUUCUGUGGCUUAAGAAUCCGGUGUAAGAAAAAUUAAUUAAAACUGUUAAAUAUUUCUAUAAAAAAUCCAGAUUCAUUGAUUCCAAAGCAAAACUACAAUAGUUAAAUUGGAAUUAAGUUGUUUUGCAAAAAGUCUACAGUUGUGCACAGGAUGGUUCGUAUAGCGAUUUUUUUUUAAUUUUGAGCUGAGAUUUUGGCAAAACAGCUUAAGUCGGCUUAACACUUUUUAAUUGUCAAGCCUCUAAAGCGAUUUUUAGUUUAUUAAUUAAACAUUUCUGUGGUUUAAGAAUCCAAAAUUAAUCAAAAGUGUUAAAUGUUUUUAUGAAAGACCCAGAUUAAUUGAUUCAAAAUCUAAACCAGUCAAAUCGGAAUUAAGUUGUUUGGUAAAAAGUCUACAGAUAAGUAUAUCAUAUAGCGAUUUUUUUCUCAUUUUGACAGCUAAAAGGUGUCAAAUCCGUGAGAUGAGUCAGGUACGACAGAUGUGUCAAAAAGUAAAUAAAAAAAAUUCAUUGAAAAAUUUGAUUUCCUUAAUUACAGCCAAGCUAAAAUAAUAUCCGUCAAAUUUCAGAUGCGUCAGAAAUUAAAAAAAAAAAUUAUUGCAAAUAAUUUUUCUAAUUUUAGCCGAAUUUAAUUUAAUUCCAAGUCUCUGAAAGAAAUAUGCAUUAUUUGCAUAAGAAAUAAUAGCAUUCAAGCCACUAGGCGAUUUUUAAGCUGUUCCACUGUUGAAUAAAUCCCUGUUUUUACCUCACACAUCAUAAAAGUAUGCAACACUAUGAUUGAUUGUUUUUUUUUAAUUAGACACUUGCACUGCUGCACUCAACAAUGUUCGAUGUGGUGAUGAGACCUAUUGGGAAUAUCCCGAAAAAAUUGUAUUUUAUGGCAGGUUCACUCCUUAAUUUAGAAAAAUUUACGCUAGCAUUUACUACAUAGCGGGUCGGAGGCGCUUAUAAGGCUACACUCGUGCUGAAAUAUUUCUGUUUCCAAUUAUUGUAUAAUUAUGAGCUAAUUGUAAUCGUUUUCGAUUAAUUACGUUUAGUUAGUCUGAUUUGCAGUUUCACUAUGUUCACUUAUUUUAGCAAAUUAAUUAUUUUUCUUCAAAUGAAAUAACUGUUUCAUAGUCCAAACUACUAUGCACUUACCUAUGUAUACAUGCACAUUAGGGUGGGUGAUUUUUUUUUUAUCAACAUCAUUUUUUAGCAGAUUCGGAUACUACAUGAGAUUUUUAGAAAAAAAGGCCACUAGACGUAAGAAAAAAAGUUCGCCAGAGCUAAGAAAUAAAGUCCGCCAGAGCUAAGAAAAAAGUCCACUAAAGUCAACUUCACAAGCUCCCCAAAUUUUAAAGCAGCUGCCUUUAAUGAACGCAGUUAAUAUGAAGAAUAAUAUUGUUCAUUGUAUCGAGAAUGUUUUUUUUUUUUAAUACAAACUUGUAUUUGGAAAUUUUUUGAUACGCAGAAUUUAUUUUUUAUAUCUAUUUUUUAUUUAAUGAAGCCCGUGAUGGCGCUACCAAGCAAAUUAUAUAUAAUUUUUGAAUAUGGUAUUAUUUUAUUUAUUUAAUUAAUUUAAAAAAAAAACAUGUUGCUAAUCAUUAAUCUUUUUUUUGCAUUUGCAAUUAAUUAUUAUGCGUUUAUGUGCAAUAGGAAGUGUAUUUUUUGUACUUUCCAUCUGCAUUGCAACUCCCUCUCAAUUUUCGCAAUUAUUCAAGUUAGCUUCUCUCAAAAUUUUCAGGCGCUCGAAAUUGACUUUAGCGCUAUAUUCUGUGGUUUUUUUCUUAGAAUUUUAUGUAGAAUGCGUAACUGCUAGGAACGAAGUCGCGAAAAAUCGUUCCAUACAUAUUGGCCCACCCUAAUAUCCACAAAUUAUUGUCAAUCAUGUUUUUUUAGAUGCAAAAAAAAAACGAAAAAAAAUUACAAAAAAAAUUUUCACAAUAAAUAUGUAUACCUAAAUUUAAUCCUAUUAUAGUAUGUAGUUGCGUAUGACUAUUGAUAACAAUUAUAUACAUAUGUACAUACAUACAUGCUUAGUAUAUACAUACCUUAAAAACA
Molecule: messenger RNA, 5064 nt
Organism: Anastrepha obliqua
Lineage: Eukaryota; Metazoa; Arthropoda; Insecta; Diptera; Tephritidae
Gene: Usp12-46
Product: ubiquitin carboxyl-terminal hydrolase 46
Exons: 3
Coding region: 1157-2398 (413 amino acids)
Biological process (GO): protein deubiquitination
Cellular component (GO): cytosol; nucleus
Molecular function (GO): cysteine-type endopeptidase activity; cysteine-type deubiquitinase activity
Source: RefSeq, a predicted model, not a curated record